AAAUUACGCAUUGCAAGAAAUCUUGAAGACGCGUGAAAUAAGAUGAAAACAACGACGUUCGAAGUGAUGGACGCGAACUGCAAUGACACAGUGUUCCACUUAAGAAACGCAUGUGAUUACUCACGAAAGUUGCAUACAGCCAUGCAACAGUGCAAGCAAUUAUAUGUAAGUGAACAAGUCAGCAUGUAAGUUCAUAAGUAAGCACUUAAGUGCAUGUAAAUGUGGAAAGAAAGUGCAUUUUGCCUUGAUAACGUAAGGGGCGGCGAAUACACAAACGCCUAUUGAUGAAAUUAAAUUACUUAAAUGCUGCGCGUUGACAAGUGUUUGUAAACUGACGGCAAAUAGACAAACGCACAAUUGUGGAGAGACCGACAGACAGCUUAAUGCGCCAAGACGGCCGAAGCGCGUAACCGCAUUACCGAGUUACCGACUCCCCGCCAACGGACGGCAGACGCAUGGCAAACGCAUCCUAAACAAAUCGUACAUUGACAGACCGAGUCGAAUCGCCAGACAACAGGUUCAGGGAGGAGUAGUCAGUGGGUAAAUGUGGUCAAUAGCGGCAACAUGCCGGAGAGCUGAAUUAUGUAUAUAGGUGCUCGUAAUGGCCGAGUGACAGUGGCGAGCGAAUUACAUUGAACAAAUCGAAGCGUCGCUUCACGUGCUUCACUCGCAGCCGGCUGGCCGUUCGAAUCGCGCCAUGCUCAUUGCAAAUCGAUGAAUGCGAAAGCAGACACAAAAUAAAUAAUUGAGUUUAUGAAUUAAAAGUACAGCGAGGCCGCGCCGGUUGGCAGCGGGCUAAAGCGAGCGGUGGUAAGGUAAUACACGUAAUGAGCGCGAUGAGCGUCACUGUGAGCGCUACACUUACCUACAUACCUGUACGGUGCUGCGGUUGGAGCUGUGGCGGAGAGAAGCGCUUCACAACAGCUGGGGCGCGUGGAAGCCGCAGGCUGCGCGGAUACCGCUAUCGAGGCGGCGAAACAGUCAGUCAACAGACACCAGUCCGCGCACGACGACGACAAUCGAAGUCGAAACCACGCGACGUUACCAAAGUUUUACGUCAGCGCGCGAUCCCGGAAUUCAUACAUGUUACCGAUUUGGAGGUUUCACCUUUUCCUGCGCGCGAAAAAAAACACUUAUAAACCGCCAAUGAAAGUGCAAAAACAAAAGCAAAAGCAAGACAAAAACAAAAAGUAAUGCUGUACAAGCAGAAGAAAGUCAAUAAGUAGCAAUAAACGUGAAAAGUGAAAAGUAAUAAUAUAACGGCUCAUACUUGUAGCAUACAACAAUAGCUCGUCCCAGACGCGUACUACCCGCAGUGACGUACCAAAACAUCAAGUACCCAUUAGUGUUAACUUUUGACCUCAACUGCACAGUCAGCACCUUUAACACUCAUCGUGCUUUCGGCACAAUCCGUCUGGCUGCUGCAUUCGGUUGUUUUGUGUUAUUUAAAUAAAGCGUGAUAGAGAUAGAAUUGUUGUGAAACUUGCUGCUUGCACUUCCUCGCCGCUCAUCGCCGACACACUAGGCUACCGCUGCAGCUGCAACGCCAAUUGCUGUGGAUCGGUGUGGCAAUGUGUGUUGGCUGCCUCAGCCCAUAAGAUCGCUUCGCACGACACGUUGACGUAAGCCAGUAUGUCAUUCUGCAUCAUCUUGUCCAUUCGCUUGAAAAAACUCUCCGAACGCGUUUGACGAGCAACGGCAUUAACGGCUUUAACGCCAACAUUCGUAGCAUCCUGCGCCGUCGUCGUGUGUCAUGGCUGUCACCAUCAUCGGUUGCAACAUCAUCGAGUCGUUGUUGCUGUUGCUGUUAAGUGGCCUGUGUUGCUGGCAGUUGGAGUCGCAGCUACGCGGAUCCUCGUUUAUGGUUGCCGCGUUCAUCAACGUCCGUCAAACGCGCGACAUCAUCAUUACAGAUGCGGUGCAACGCAUACGUCGCGACGGUUAUCCGGUGGAAAAGCAUCACGUGCUCACCAAGGACGGCUAUGCGUUGACAUUGCAUCGCAUACCGCAAUAUAAUACGACGUCGACAACAGGCGCUACUGCUUGCGGCAUAUAUUCGCGACGUCCGGUCGUUUUCUUGUUAGCCGGAAUUUACGCCUCCUCGGACGCUUGGCUACUGAAUGGACGCGAAAACUCAUUACCAUAUCUGCUGUGGCGUCAAGGCUACGACAUUUGGUUAGGCAACAAUCGCGGCAACAUCUACACGCGCCGCAAUGUGUGGUACAAUGCCACGGAGCGUGAGUUCUGGAACUUUAGCUGGCAUGAGAUGAGCAUUUAUGAUAUGCCCGCUAUGGUGGACUACAUCAUGCAAUGCACGGGUGAGGCGAAAAUGCAUUUUGUGGGCAUCUCACAGGGUGGUACCGUGUUUCUGGUGCUGAACUCAAUGUUGCCGCAAUAUAAUGGCGUCUUCAAGACAGCACAUCUGUUGGCGCCGGUGGCGUAUGUGAGCAACACUAAAGGUGGGCUGGCCAAGAUUUUCGGUCCCAUAUUGGGUACACGCAACUAUGUGGCUAAGGUGUUGGAGGGUAUGGAGAUGGUGUCGACAAACAAGUUUGUGAAAAAGUUCCUUUCGUCGCUUUGUUUUGAGAACGAACGACCGAUGGUUUGUGUCAGCCGUCUUUGGCCAGCGGUGGGCUACGACACACAACAUCUAAACAAGACUUUACUACCGGAUAUAAUGGCCAACUUUCCAGUGGGUGGCUCCUUCAAGCAAAUUAUGCAUUACUUUCAGGGUUACGUCUCGACAAAGUUCCGCCAAUACGACUAUGGUCCGGAGAAGAAUUGGUUGAUGUACAAUCAAUUAGAGCCGCCCGACUACAAGCUGGAGCUAGUCACAGCGCCGGUAACAAUUUUCUACGCCGAGAACGAUUACAUCGUGUCCGUGGAGGAUAUUUGGCGACUGCUAAUGCGUUUGCGCAACCUACAGGCCGUCUACAAGAUUCCACGCCGGCGCUGGAAUCAUUUCGACUUCAUUUGUGGUCUGGGCGUGCGUGAAUUUAUUUUCGAUAAAAUUAUCAGAGCAGCAAACUACUACGAAUAUACAUAUAGUUGAUGAUAAUGUUUCGAUUUUCUUUUCAAAAGUAUUUUAGUUUUUAAACUUUAAUUGUGAUUUAUAGGAAAAAGUAGGACUUUUAAGAGCGAGUUUAUUAUUUGAUCCAUACUUGUUAAGUUAAAGGUUGCCAUAACUAAGUGACGUAUAUUUUUUAGAAUAACUGUUAUCUGGGUAUUAUGGCAUUUGUACGUAUUAUACAAAAUCUAAGAAUAAACUAUUUAAUUAUAAUAAGCAAAAAUCCUUAAAA
Messenger RNA from Bactrocera dorsalis (oriental fruit fly), 3299 nucleotides. RefSeq names its product lipase 3. Gene Ontology annotation, biological process: lipid metabolic process. NCBI's taxonomy places the organism in Eukaryota, Metazoa, Arthropoda, Insecta, Diptera, Tephritidae. The record is from RefSeq and is a predicted model, not a curated record. Bases 1754 to 3052 code for a protein of 432 amino acids. The transcript has 3 exons. Gene Ontology annotation, molecular function: hydrolase activity, acting on ester bonds.